AUGCCACCAUAUCUUCUCAUUGUGACUCUUUUAUUUUGCCUCCAUCUAAGGCUAGGAGUUGCCGAAGUAUCUGAACGCAGUCUUCACGACCAUAGGCUAUCUGUGGACAACGUUAUUAUUGAAUCGGUUGAUCCUGGAAAGCCUCCACCAAUUGGUUACAUACGAUGCUCCAUUCCUAGAAGAUGCUGCCCAAUAGGUGUCACAUGCUGUAAACUUGAUAUGUACUGCUGCCAGCAUAGUAAGGUUCUCUUCAUGGGAAUGAACUGUUGA
This is a messenger RNA of Nezara viridula (southern green stink bug), 270 nucleotides long. The record is from the annotation of a GenBank genome assembly. NCBI's taxonomy places the organism in Eukaryota, Metazoa, Arthropoda, Insecta, Hemiptera, Pentatomidae.